This is a messenger RNA of Peronospora farinosa, 2433 nucleotides long. The record is from the annotation of a GenBank genome assembly. NCBI's taxonomy places the organism in Eukaryota, Oomycota, Peronosporomycetes, Peronosporales, Peronosporaceae.
AUGAUACGAGCUGCUGCUUGUGAUCGAAAUAUUGUGAACCGGACGAAACGACUUGAUGAGAUUGGAAAUAUGACAGAGGGUGGAACAUUAUUGUCAAGUCAAGGUCAUAGUGUGCUACAAUUAUUGAGUAAAUGUGAACCACAUGAUGACGAGAUGAAGCUUUGGAUGAAGUUUGUGGAGCUUUCGCAUACGUUGGAUACUCGAGAUUUUUAUUCACGAAGUGAUCGAGCUUUUGUGGAUGAAGCAAGCCAAAUUAUUUCCUUGCAGCAAGCUGAGCUAAGUGCAGUGCGAGGAGUGAAUGGUGGAUAUGCUGGUGUGGAGGUGAAAGAAAGACAGAUAUUGACAUCAAAUAAGCUUUGGGAUCUUACAAAGAUGUUAGUGGAGUUGAUUAAAACAAAGACAGACGGAGGUGGUGUCCCGUAUGAUCAUUGCCUAGAUCCUGAUACAACUACAUUGCGUGUAAAUGUUGUGGAUAACAUAGUGGACUUGGAGUCGCUUUUGAGAGCAAAAGGAAUUACUGGUCUACGCUGCGGCUCCUCUGAUCCUGUUCUUGAUGAUGAAGAUGCGUCGCUAUCUGCCAUUGAACUGCUCUCAAGUUCUUGCACCUCACCAGAUGGACUAGAAGUCAUUUCGAGUGACAUGCUUGAAAAGGCUUUUGAUGAGUUGUCCGCGAUAAAGCAACUCGGUGUUAUCUCAAUUCAAGCGUCGUUCCUUCUUGGUUUGCAGAUGCGUCUCAAAGUCUGUUUCCUAGAUCGCUUCGAGUCCGCAAAAGACGAAUUCGAGCGAAGAAUUAGACGCGUGUUCAACUGCCUUACGGACAAAGCCCACGAUACGGAGCAUGUAGCAUCGUUGGUGAUUCUGUCUGCAUUUUGUCCCAGCCAAGUCAUUCGACAGCUUCUUCUCGGCGCUCGAGCAGACGUAUUACAUCACAGUUUGUACGUAGAGGUGCUUCGUGCAUCUCCCUUGCUACUAAAUUGGACUAAAGAUGCUGAAUACGGAAGCGAGACUGUGCUGGAAUGUGAUUUGCAGCAGGCUGUGCUUGAUGUCUCCAGCACCCAAAGCAAUUUUGACCGAGAAAGUCAGAAUAUGAUGUCAUUUCUUCUGUCCGUUGUAGGGAUCCCUACAAGCUCUUCCUCAAAACGAGAAGCUCCGGUGAUGACUAUCAACAACCUACUCGAUAAAGUGAUAAAUCCUGUAUGCUGUGCCACCGGUCUAAGCAUUUCGCCGCACCUCUAUUUGUACACAUUCAUCCAGCAAUUAUUCCAACACUUCGUGACGCUAGAUAUGUGUCGAGAUCUCGAUCAUACCAGCUUGGAGUGCUCGUUCAACCUAAUUUCGGGAGCACUGUGCUCUUUCAAUGCUAGUGACUUGCGAUUAGGAGUCCUCGUUCGAGAGAGAUUGCUCCUUUUACUGAAGAAUAUCAUGGAGUUGAUGCCUGAUCCCGCGUCUGUGAUCAUGGUGAAGCAGCUAGACACACCGCUCAAUCCAUCACUGUGGACACUAUUGAUUAUUUUUGACAGUGAUUUGAUUAGCGAUGAAUUCUGCAAAGGUUUGGAAGAUGUUGCAUUAGUGGAAAGUUUCAUGCAGAGAAAACCAACUGGAGAUUUACAAUUGGUCUUGCCACUACCAACUGUCAUUUCAGCAAUUCAAGUAUUGCUCUGGGGAUUACUCUGGGAUACAACACUACCUGUAAAACUGAAAGUAAAGUCCACGAAGGCUGAAGCGUGGAGUCUUGUGGAUAGCAUUGCUUGGUAUGAGUUUCUGGGGUCAGAGUCUACAGAUGAGACAACCGCGGGUGCUCUUUUGAUCCGAUCUGCAAUCGCAGAAAUCAUGCUCGAGUGCGGUAGUGACCUCUUCCAAGCACUACUCAGCAAAAUUAUUCCCUACCUGCUGGAGUACGAGUCGGAAACUUCUGCAGAAGAUAGACUUGUACAACCAAAGUGGGCAGCUGUCAAGUUGUCGAAGCUGCCAGAAAUGGAGCAGCAAAUUUCGUGUGGGUUCGUUUCGACCCACUCAAUAAUGCGCUACGUUGCAAAAUGCUGGGGUCUCUCGGCUGCUGUCAACAUCCAGCUAGCUACGCAAGAAAAUGUGCUAUUGCUACAUUCUCUCAGCCAUGUCCUAGCUGCUUACGACCCAGCUAUCACAUCAUCGCAAGGAUCACUAUCAGGAACUUUGUUUUGCAUUCAAUGGUUGUGUUUCUUGGCGUCUACUACACACGACAUGCAUUUGGACAAGAUGUUGGCAUGGCCCACCGUUCGGACACAGUUAGAGCUGUUGCUGCUUCGUUUAUUGCACCAGCUAGAGCAACUGAAAGAAAUCUCUACGAGCGAAGCAAGAUUCAGCCAGUAUUUUGUAGCGGCAUGGCUGGCCUACCUGCCUGCUGGUCAGUUUGAUCAGGUAUUCAACUUUGUAGCGAGUAGAACAAGGACCUAA